Molecule: messenger RNA, 2530 nt
Organism: Bactrocera latifrons
Lineage: Eukaryota; Metazoa; Arthropoda; Insecta; Diptera; Tephritidae
Product: purine nucleoside phosphorylase-like
Exons: 4
Coding region: 571-1668 (365 amino acids)
Biological process (GO): nucleoside metabolic process
Cellular component (GO): cytoplasm
Molecular function (GO): purine-nucleoside phosphorylase activity
Source: RefSeq, a predicted model, not a curated record
GGUGUGCUGGCGGCGCGAURGAMAACGAUCGGCGCAACGAGCAUAAAUUGCGUCGAUGUCCAACGGCGACGAGCAGUUACCAACAAGCAGCAAGCCGGUAAAUAACAAAUUAAUAAACGCGCAUCUUUCGAUUAUAAUCUGUGAAGAUCUAAAAGAACUAGGAGCAAAAGUAAAACAAAGUAAUCGUAGAAACCGCGAAGCAGAAGUUAUUGAAAAAGAAGCAGCUCAAAGAAUUUGCUGGAAAUUUUUUAAACGUGUAGUUUGGUCGAAGACUAUAAAGAAAGACAYACAUAAAUAUAUUGGAUUUAAUACAAAUAUCAUUGGUGAACAGAAAAAACUUGUGACACUUGUUUGUAAACAGUUAUAAAUUUUAUUUGUGCUAUAAAACGUGAACUGUUCGUAUAAAGAAAAUAAAUGUAAGGAUAAUUAAAUAACCAAUUAAGUGAAAUCCCAAAAYAAAUUCAAGCAGACGGGUCUAGAUAACAAAAAAUUCACUUGCUUUUUGUGUCAACGCAAGCAGCAUUAGAACACACGACAAGUGUACUAUAAAACUAAGCUACAACAAUAACAAUGACAGGUUUCAAUUUGAACGGCAGCAGCCUGCUGAAGACCAAAGCCAUCAAUGGCAACAGCAACGGCGACGCGAACGGCAGGAACAACUACAUUGCUGAGGAAUGUCCCAAUGAUGCCGCCGGCUCGACGUCCGCCAACAAUAACAAUGACAACCAUCAGCAGGAUACCUUGGAUGAAGUCGAAGUCGAGAACCGCAUUAAGAUGGUUAUAAAUGAAGAAAACUAUUCCUAUGAGCUGAUCAAAGAGAUCGCCGAUUACUUUUUGGAGCGCACCRKCAUACGGCCCGUCAUCGGCAUCAUUUGCGGUUCGGGUUUGAAUUCGCUAGCCGAUCACAUCACCGGCACACAGGCCUUCGAGUAUAAGGACAUACCGAACUUUCCCGUCUCUACGGUGGAGGGUCAUGUCGGUCGCAUGAUCUUCGGCUAUUUGGAGGGUAUGCCCGUCGUUGCCAUGCAGGGUCGCUUCCACUACUAUGAGGGCUAUCCGUUGGCGAAGUGUUCCAUGCCUGUGCGUGUCUUGAAAUUGGUCGGUAUUAAGUAUUUGUUCGCCACAAAUGCCGCGGGCGGUCUCAACCCGAAAUACAAAGUCGGUGACAUCAUGAUCGUGCGCGAUCACAUCAAUAUUAUGGGCUUUGCGGGCAAUUCGCCACUKCAGGGACCCAACGAUCCACGCUUUGGUCCACGCUUCCCGCCCAUGACGAACGCYUACGAUCGUCAUUUGGUGCGUAAGGCGCGUAAAGURGUGCGCGAGAUGGGCAUUGAGAAUGACGUGCAUGAAGGUGUCUACACCUGUCUGGGUGGYCCCAAUUACGAGACUGUKGCGGAGUUGAAAAUGUUGCGCAUUAUGGGCGUGGAUGCGGUGGGCAUGUCCACGGUGCACGAAGUGAUCACSGCCAGGCAUUGCGAUCUGACGGUGUUCGCUUUCAGUUUGAUCACGAAUAAGUGUGCCGUCGACUACGACAGCAGCGAGGAGGAUGCCAAUCACGAGGAAGUCGUWAUGGUCGGCAAAUCGCGGCAAACCAUUUGUGGUGAAUUAAUGUGUCGCGUGGUGCGCGAGUUGGCCGAGGAGAUGCAGCAGAAGAAUGGCAAKAAAUAAGMGCURAAACCAGGGGAAACGAACCAAAAAUAUCUUAGUUUGUAAUCAUAGCAUAGCUUGCUACGUACAUAGUUACGUAUAAAGAAGAAACAAAAAAGACAUAAAUAGAGAGUAGCUUGUAAAAACAAGCGUUGGUGUGGGAGCGAGAUAGUGCGCAUUCGCAUGCACUCGAGUUGCGCACCUAGCACAUACGCAAACCACUGGCCGCUUAUAACUACAGACACGUAUUAUGAGGUAACACUUAAGCAAUAUAAGAUUACUCUGUAGCUUGGCACUAGAUUUGUARUUGUAUACAGUUUAUACAGUUUUUAUUAUGUUUUGUGUUAGCUCAGUUUGUUGACUCUGUAAGAUCUAUUUAAAUAUGUAUGUAGACAGUUUUAUAUACAAUAUUAUUAACAUUACGGUAUUUGUACGCGUUCGACUUUGAGUCACCCACUACUUGUUGCAUUUAAUAUUGUAGUUUUUUUUUUUUAUUUCAUAACGACAGUCCAAUCCGCGCAGUAAGCCGACAGUGAAUAUAUAGCCCUCUGGAGCUAAUGCGUGUCCAAUACUAACUAAUGCGUUGUCUUCUGUAUUAUAUAAAACUUAUUUAUUCUUUUUAAGUGUAAAGUAUAUAUAUGUGUUGUACUUUUAGCAUUUCCUUAUUUCUAUAACUGUAUUCGACAUUAUUUAUUAGAAUGUACUUUUUCUGUAAUGGCGUAGACACCGCUUAUGCGGUUAUAUUAGAAUAUACUACUCUUUUUUUAAGAAGAUAUGAAUUUGCACAAUAUGAAGUAUUUGAUUGAUAUUUGAUUGUAUUUACUGUAUUUUGGAUCAAAUAAUAAAACAAUUAUGUAYAUUGUAUAUUGAGCACCCAAAAUAA